Drosophila arizonae is the source of this 904-nucleotide messenger RNA. RefSeq lists its product as uncharacterized. The record is from RefSeq and is a predicted model, not a curated record. NCBI's taxonomy places the organism in Eukaryota, Metazoa, Arthropoda, Insecta, Diptera, Drosophilidae. Gene Ontology annotation, molecular function: acyltransferase activity, transferring groups other than amino-acyl groups.
CUUGUAACAAGUUUUCCGCUGAGCGAGCAACAGCCACAGAGAUGAAGCUGCAAACUCUAGAAGUACAAGACCUGCGCCAACUGCAGGCGCUCUACAGGCGGGACUGGCCCAAGUAUUGCCAGGAGUUCUAUAGUCUGAAGAACAUGAUCUCAUUCCUGAAGCUCGAUCCGAAGAUAAAGCAUCUGAAGGCCUACUCCCUGCCGGAUAAAACGGCACAGGAGCUGGGUCUCUAUCUAAUUGUGGAUCGCUAUCAAGUGCUUAUGGGUUGCCUGGGUGAAUCGUUCGAUUUGCUGAAACAGGCCUUGCAUCUGCUGGACUGGUCCAAGGGCAUUCAAUGCACCACUAUGCCUAAGCGAUACUUGGAACCUGUGCUACAAGUGGUCGAGGAGAAGCAGCUCGAAAUCGAACUUCAGUUCUGUAGUAUCCUGCACCACCUGCCAGCCAAACAGGCACUGCAGUUCGACAUAGACUGCCCAAAAGGCUUUUAUCUGAAAUCGUUGGCCGAGCAGGAUGCUCGCGUCAUUGAUCAGGAGUGGCCUUAUAGCCAGGAGGGUUCCUUGUACUUCAUACAGCGCCAGAUACGCAUGUGUCAAAGCAUGGGCCUCUAUGAGGAUGACACUCACAAUCUGGUGGCUUGGUGCAUCAGAACACAAGAUGGUCUCCUGGGCGCCUUGCAGGUGCGGGUAUCGCACAAACGACGCGGCUUCGGCAAUCUUAUAGUCCGGGCUCUUGCUCGCCGUAUUGCCGAGGCGGGGGAUGAUGUGAUCGCCGAAGUCAGCGUCACGAACACAGCCUCUCUACAUUUAUUCAAUAAGUUGGGCUUUCAAAAAAUCGAUUAUUGCAACUGGGUAAUAACUCUGCCUGUCGAUGGCAGCUUCACCUGGCCGAAAGGUGAAUGACACCU